GCUCCUCCUUUGCCCGGCCUGGGCCGGCAGGCUCAGAAACAGCCGGUGUCAGACACAGGUUUGCUUCUCUUGCAAAAAAUGAUCCGUUUUUAAAAGCUUCAGAGGGUGGAGAAGGAAAUGGCAACCCACUCCAGUAUUCUUGCCUGGAAAAGUCCAUGGACAAGGGAGCCUGGCAGGCUGCAGUCCAUGGGGUUACAUGACUGAGCAAGUGUGCAUGAGGGUGGAGGGUGAUGGGUUGGUAGCAAUAAACUGGUAGAACUAAAAAAAAUUAAAAAUAAAAGCUUCAGAGGGAAGGUCCGGGCCCCAGGGGUGGUUUCUGAGGCGGCCGCUCGGUCCUCCAGCGUGGCCAUGCAGAGCCGGGCCUCCCCCACGGGGCAGGGCUGCUGGCCAGUGCCCCCGGGGGGCCUUCACGUCCAGCUGGCCUGCUCCCUGCGCUGUCUCUCGGGCUCUGACCACCGCUGCCUCUGCUCAGGGGAAAGCACCGCAAGGCCGGGUCUCCUCAGAGACAGGGCGCCAGCCCUGCGGCAGCCGCAGACAGGCUCGUGUGGGGACCCCGCGGAAGGCCCGUCACCUGCUGCUUCCCUGACCCUUCAGAGCCCGCUGACUCCCUGCCUGGGAGGUCUAGGGAGAGGGGUCUGCCUCCCGGGGUCUGGUUCUGCUGCCCGAAUGGGCUUGGCUCCGGUCCUUUCUCUAGAUGGUAGGAUUCUGGUGGGAAGCUGGUGUGGCCUCCAGAGAAAACUUGGCACUGAAGACCCCAAGGAGGCUGGAGGCCUUGUUCCUGACCUUGAGUGGGGAGACUCUGACCGUGACGGUCGCCUAUAACAACUCAGGAAGUUGUCAGACAGAAGAAAUAGUGAGCUCAGAAAUGAAUGUUUUGGGGAAAUUUGUGUUUCCUGGCCGCCGGGAGAUCCACGUAGUGGACACGGACUAUGAGCAGUACGCCAUCCUCCGCGUGUCCCUCCAGUGGCAGAACCAUGAGUUUUACGUGUUCAAGUAUUUCACUCGGAGCCUGGGCGGCAAGUGUGAGCCCGGGUUCCUGAAGUUCCGGGAGCUGACCACAGACAUGGGGCUGUAUCUGGUGGGCCGGCACGGGAGGUGCGCCAUGCUCCUGAAGGAGCUCCGAGAGACGGGACUGUGACCCCACUUUGCAGGUAAAGAAGCUGAGGCCCAGGCCACUCAGCUAGGACAUCCACUCCUGGCUGGGGCCCUCGGGUUCGGAUGGCGCCCCGAGGCCUUGCCCUUCUCUGUCGCAGGAUCUGACCUAGGGGAGCCCCCACCCCCACGGGGAAGCUUGGAGCCCCGCCCACCCGGCCCCCCUGGGCCGCCAGCCUCGGGCCACCUGCAGCUGCUCAGCCUGAAUAAACUCUACAGCCGAACCCAUGGUCCCGUCUUUUCUGGGGGGCCAGGGGUGGUGGGCGGGGCUGGUGGGGUCAACAAAUGAUCA
Bubalus bubalis (water buffalo) is the source of this 1444-nucleotide messenger RNA. It is a transcript of the gene LCN8, whose product is annotated as lipocalin 8. Lineage: Eukaryota; Metazoa; Chordata; Mammalia; Artiodactyla; Bovidae. Bases 695 to 1138 code for a protein of 147 amino acids. Gene Ontology annotation, molecular function: small molecule binding. The record is from RefSeq and is a predicted model, not a curated record. The transcript is spliced from 6 exons.